Microtus ochrogaster (prairie vole) is the source of this 4953-nucleotide messenger RNA. RefSeq names its product cell cycle associated protein 1 (gene Caprin1). Gene Ontology annotation, molecular function: RNA binding. Gene Ontology annotation, cellular component: cytoplasm. Lineage: Eukaryota; Metazoa; Chordata; Mammalia; Rodentia; Cricetidae. The record is from RefSeq and is a predicted model, not a curated record.
CAGCCUCCCGCCCGCCCGCUGCGCGUUUUGUCCCGCGUCUCGCCCCGUCCGUCUCCUGACUCGCUGCUCUUGUCCUUCCCUCCCGCUUUUUUCUCCUCUCUUCUCGGUCUAAAGAUGCCCUCGGCCACCAGCCACAGCGGAAGCGGCAGCAAGUCGUCGGGACCGCCGCCGCCGUCCGGGCCCUCCGGGAGUGAGGCUGCGGCCGGGGCAGCUGCGCCGGCUUCUCAGCAUCCGGCAACCGGCACCGGCGCGGUCCAGACCGAAGCCAUGAAGCAGAUUCUCGGGGUGAUCGACAAGAAACUUCGGAACCUGGAGAAAAAAAAGGGAAAGCUUGAUGAUUAUCAGGAACGAAUGAACAAAGGGGAAAGGCUCAAUCAAGAUCAGCUGGAUGCUGUAUCUAAGUACCAGGAAGUCACAAAUAAUUUGGAAUUUGCAAAGGAAUUACAGAGGAGUUUCAUGGCACUAAGUCAGGAUAUUCAGAAAACCAUAAAGAAGACUGCACGUCGGGAGCAGCUUAUGAGAGAAGAAGCAGAGCAGAAGCGCUUAAAAACUGUUCUUGAGUUACAGUACGUACUGGAUAAACUGGGAGAUGACGAAGUCAGAACUGAUCUGAAACAAGGCUUGAACGGAGUGCCAAUACUGUCUGAAGAAGAACUGUCAUUGUUAGAUGAGUUCUACAAGUUAGUAGACCCCGAGCGGGACAUGAGUCUAAGGUUAAAUGAGCAGUAUGAACAUGCCUCCAUUCACUUGUGGGACUUGCUGGAAGGGAAAGAAAAGCCUGUAUGUGGAACAACCUAUAAAGCACUAAAGGAAAUUGUUGAGCGUAUGUUUCAAUCAAGCUACUUUGACAGCACUCACAGCCAUCAGAAUGGGCUGUGUGAGGAGGAAGAGGCAGCCUCAGCACCUACAGUGGAAGACCAGGUAGCUGAAGCUGAACCUGAGCCAACAGAAGAAUACACGGAGCAAAGUGAGGUUGAAUCAACAGAGUAUGUCAAUAGACAAUUCAUGGCAGAAACACAGUUCACCAGUGGUGAGAAGGAGCAAGUAGAUGAGUGGGCAGUUGAGACAGUUGAGGUGGUAAACUCACUCCAGCAGCAGCCUCAGGCUGCAUCUCCGUCAGUACCAGAAGCCCACUCUUUGGCUCCAGUGGCUCAGUCAGAUCCCCUUGUGAGACGGCAGCGAGUUCAAGAUCUAAUGGCCCAAAUGCAGGGGCCCUAUAAUUUCAUACAGGAUUCAAUGUUGGAUUUUGAAAAUCAGACGCUUGAUCCUGCCAUAGUUUCAGCACAACCUAUGAACCCUACCCAAAACAUGGAAAUGCCUCAGCUUGUUUGCCCUCCGGUUGCAGUUCAUUCUGAAUCUAGACUUGCCCAACCGAAUCAAGUUCCUGUCCAAGCAGAAGCCACACAGGUUCCUUUGGUUUCGUCCACAAGUGAGGGGUAUACAGCGUCUCAACCCUUGUACCAACCUUCGCAUGCUACAGAGCAGCGGCCACAAAAGGAGCCAAUGGAUCAGAUUCAGGCAGCAAUAUCUUUAAAUACAGACCAGACUACAGCAUCACCAUCCCUUCCUGCUGCUUCUCAGCCUCAAGUGUUCCAGACUGGGACAAGUAAACCUCUGCAUAGCAGUGGAAUAAAUGUAAAUGCGGCUCCAUUCCAAUCCAUGCAAACGGUGUUCAAUAUGAAUGCCCCAGUUCCUCCUGUUAAUGAACCAGAAACCUUGAAACAACAGAAUCAGUACCAGUCUAGUUACAAUCAGAGUUUUCCCAGUCAGCCUCACCAAGUGGAGCAAACAGAGCUUCAACAAGAUCAGCUGCAAACAGUGGUUGGCACUUACCAUGCUUCCCAGGACCAGCCCCAUCAAGUGCCUGGCAACCACCAGCAGCCCCCCCAGCAGAACUCUGGGUUUCCACGCAGCAGUCAGCCUUACUACAACAGUCGUGGAGUAUCCCGAGGAGGAUCUCGUGGUGCCAGAGGCUUAAUGAAUGGAUACAGGGGCCCUGCCAAUGGAUUUAGAGGAGGAUAUGAUGGUUACCGCCCUUCGUUCUCGAACACUCCAAACAGUGGUUACACACAAUCUCAGUUCAGUGCUCCCCGGGACUACUCUGGCUACCAGCGGGAUGGAUAUCAGCAGAAUUUCAAGCGAGGCUCUGGGCAGAGUGGACCACGGGGAGCCCCACGAGGUCGUGGAGGGCCCCCAAGACCCAACAGAGGGAUGCCGCAAAUGAACACUCAGCAAGUGAAUUAAUGUGAUUCACAGGAUUAUGUUUAAUCGCCAAAAACACACUGGCCAGUGUACCAUAAUAUGUUACCAGAAGAGUUAUUAUCUAUUUGUUCUCCCUUUCAGGAAACUGAUUGUAAAGGGACUGUUCAUCCCAUAAAGACAGGACUACAAUUGUCAGCUUUAUAUUACCUGGAUAUGGAAGGAAACAAUUUUUACUCUGCAUGUUCUGUCCUAAGCGUCAUCUUGAGCCUUGCACACAAUACUCAGAUUUCUCACCCUUGCUUAGGAGUAAAACAUUAUAUUCUUACAGGGUGAUAAUAUCUCCACAGUUAUUUGAAGUGGCUUGGGGAAAAAAAAGCAAGUUUGACUUUUUGAUAAUGGAUAAAAUCUACAAUCAGCCCUAGAAUUAGUCAGUGGUAAUCGACAAAGUUAAAGCAUUUUCCUUGAAAGGAAGAUGAAAGGAGUGGAGUGUAGUGUGGCAAAGCAACUACAUUUCACAGCUUGUCCCGUUAAAUUGGAGCGCCGACUGAUUAGAAGCAUACCAAAUGAUGCUUGGGUCCUUAAUCACACAAGUGAGGCUGUCCACCAGCCUUGCCGCAGCACCAGUCAUCUGGCCAAACGACUGUGAUUCCAAAACACAUGUAAAUUACUUUUCAAUAGUGGAUAUGGUAUAAGACAAAGCCAAAAUGCAAAUUAGACUUAGAGUGGCUCUUCUGGAAAAAUAUGCAACAAAUACGGGGUAUGAUCUGGAUGAGUUGCUUCUGUACUCAAUGUGAACUAUUUAGAUACCUUUUGAACACUUAACAGUUUCUCGGGAACAGUGACUUACAUGAGGAUGGUACUGCUUGUCAUUCCUCACAAUAAUGUGCAUUGUCAUCACUAAUCCUUGGAUCUUGCUGUAUUGUUACCUAAAUUGGUAUAGGUACUGAUGGAAAUCUCUAAUGGAUGGAUAAUCAUAACACUUAUGGUCACAUGUUUUUCUCCUGCAGCCUGAAAGUUCUUAAAAGAAAAAGAUCAAAUGCCUGCUGCUACCACCCUUUUAAAAUUGCUAUCUUUUGAAAAGCACCAGUUUGUGUUUUAGAUCAAUUUCCCUAUUUUAGGGAAAUGACAAGACCGUAGUUUCAGUUCUGAUGGUAUAAGCAAAACAAAUAAAACAUGUUUCUAAAAGUUGUAUCUUGAAACACUGGUGUUCAACAGCUAGCAGGUGAAGUGAUUCACCCCAAGCACUGUUAGUGUCACAGACAUUGUGGUUAUAUCCAGCAGCUGGUUCUGAAAAGAGUUUCACUUUUGUCUAAUUUAAGCCUAAUUGAAUUCUCCUUUUCUUGUUGAGACAUUUACGUUCAAAGUGUUGGUUCUUUGCCUUAGAUUCACAGGGAGAGUGUACAGUUGGAUGGAGAUGGACUUUUAGCAGUGUUUAGCAGCCAUAUGUUCUGUGUUGGGUUUUGUGCUAGCAGUUUGAGCACUAGUUCUGUGUGCCUAUGAACUUAAUGCUGCUUGUUGUCCCACUGCAUUUUACUUCGUGGAGAACUCAUUCCUCGUGUUAAGCAAAGGCUACUAAGUUAAUGUUACUUUCUGUACAGAAAUUAAAACGUACUUUUAGCCUUUAGCAAACAUUUUUUCCCCCAGGCAGACAAUUAGCUACUCAAAAACAAAACAAAAUUAUUCUCACACAUUCAUCAUUAGACAACUGGAGUUUUUGCUGGUUUUGUUGCCUAUUAAAAAUGGUUAGGCUGUUGAACAUUCCACAUUCAAAAGUUUUGUAGGGUGGUGGAUAAUGGGGAAGCUUCAAUGUUUAUUUUAAAAUAAAUAAAAUAAGCUCUCGACUUUUCUCCUGUGUGGUUGUGGUACAUCAUAUUGAAAGGGUAUCAGUUUGCUUUUGCCAAGAGUAUUUUGUCAGCACCUCCCCUUGUGUGCUUUAAAUGACAUCUGCCUGGGAUGUACCACAACCAUAUGUUAGCUGUGUGUUAGUGGGAUGCAUAAACCCUGAUGGACUGCUGGAUAAUCCCUGGGUGAUGGGCUUUUGAAGUACUGUAGAGAACUAAAUUUGAUAUGUGUAGAAAAUAAUUUCAUGAUAUUUAGAAAGCAAAAUCAAAGUAAAAUAAGUUCUUCAGUAUUGAAUUUGAGUUGUGAUGUGAAUGUGAAGAAUAUGUUCUGUUUCAGACUUCUACACAUAGUGUAGAGCAGAAUAUGUACAAUGUAGUUUGACGACCUCUAUUUAAGAGUUGUUUAAUCCUUUCAAGACACCAUCUAAUUAGGUGUUAUUCUACCAUUACAUGUUUAAUGUGUAAAACUUUUUAAUGUCUGAAUUCGGACUUUUUUUUUUUUUUAAAGGAAUGCCUCACUAGACAGAACUACUAAAGGAGUUCCGUUAAGACCUGAGUUUUGAUACUCAGUAUCUUGUGUAAUAUGCAAAUACUUGUCUAGAUGCAGAAGAUCUUUGUUUGGUCAAAUGUGUAUUUUAGCAGAGUACAGGGAAAUGAUUGCCACACAUGUCUCUCAGUGUAGUAAGAAUAUAAAAGAUCUUGUACAUGCAAAAUUACCAAUAUGUAUAUAUGCUACAUGUAUAAUGAAAAUGCUACCCCCCCCCAAAAAAAAAACGAGUUAACUCUUAAGGUAGCAUGUCAUUGGUUACUUUUUGGUUAGCGCUAUUUUGUUAGCAGCCCCUAGAUAUUCCUCAAAGAAGAGUUUUUCUUCUUUUGAUCGUUUCUUGACAUUAAAACACACAUAACCUUA